Messenger RNA from Eucalyptus grandis, 1341 nucleotides. RefSeq names its product GATA transcription factor 21. The transcript has 3 exons. The record is from RefSeq and is a predicted model, not a curated record. The coding region runs from base 88 to 1041 and encodes 317 amino acids. Gene Ontology annotation, biological process: regulation of DNA-templated transcription. Gene Ontology annotation, molecular function: sequence-specific DNA binding; zinc ion binding. Lineage: Eukaryota; Viridiplantae; Streptophyta; Magnoliopsida; Myrtales; Myrtaceae.
CUAACUUCUUCUCUUUCACAACAUUGGCUCCACUUUUUGCCUCUCUCUCUCUCUCUCUCUCUCUCUCUCUCUCUCUCACACGCGCAAAUGACUCCAGAUGAUCGCACGAGAGAGUUUAACGAAUAUCAAGAAGAAAGCUUAGCUUCAAGACCUCAACCUCAUCAUCAUCGUCAAGCUACAUCCCCAUGCUUUUCUAGUAUUAUAACCCCAAAUUAUGUCUUGCAUAGCUCAGUUGAAGAACAAGGUGGAUGUUUUCAUAGAGCUUCGCAGCCUUCAGAUCGUGGACUAGAGGCUUUGCCGGCUCCAAUCAGCAUAACAACAUCCCAGAAAUUAGAAGAUCAAAGAGUUGAGGAGGAUCAUCAAAAGGGACGCCAUGAACACAGCUCGUCAUCAUCAUCAUCAUCAUCAUCAUCGCUGCCAUUUAAGUGGACAUCCUCCAAGAUGAGGAUGAUGAGGAAGAUGAUGAUCUCAGAAAAGAGACCACCGCCAAAUAAAUCAUCAGCUCACGAGUCUGAAGACCGGCCGUACCCUGACUCAAUUACCUUGUCAUGUCCUCAAAUGGAUAGUAACGGUGGCUGCAGCGGCAACACCGCAGUUAGGGUUUGUGUCGACUGCAACACAUCGAAAACCCCACUCUGGAGAAGUGGUCCCAAAGGUCCCAAGACGCUUUGCAAUGCUUGUGGGAUCCGGCAGAGGAAAGCGAGAAGGGCCAUGGCCGCCGCCGCCGCCGCAGCUAAUGGUAGAGUUGUUCCUACUCCUACUAUGACUUUGCCUGCGAAGUGUAAGCUGAAAAACAAAGACAACAAGAGACCAGGAAGUAAAGCAGCUAUUGAUCAAGAAUCAGAAACAAUCAAGAAAAGAUUCAAGCUUCCCCCUCCAACAUUAGCAUCUUCCAAAGAGACGAAGCAGCUUUGUUUGGAGGACUUUGCUGCGAGACUAAGCAAGCGUUACUCGGCAAAUCUCCAGCGGGUGUUCCCACAAGAGGAGAAGGAAGCUGCCAUCUUGCUUAUGGCCUUAUCCUGUGGCCUCGUCCAUGGUUAAUAGAACUAUUGAUAGAACAGACAAAAAUGGUUUAAUGGGCAUUAAACCACCUAUAUUUUCCACAAAGUUAUCAUUCCAAUAAGGUCAUGUAACGAUAUGCGAUAUGCUGGGCAUUGCGGCACCGGUUACAUGCGGUAACUCCAUCCUGAAUGGUUUUUAUGAUCAUUGCUUGCUUCUUUAGGUCGUCCCCUCCGCAGAGAUAGCCGAUUAUGGAUGAUAAAUUGGAAAAUCGCUAAUAAGUGCAAGGUUCAUCAUCUUAAACAUCAAGCUCUGUAAGCUUGCAGUGCACAUUGUUCUUCC